This is a messenger RNA of Doryrhamphus excisus (bluestripe pipefish), 1338 nucleotides long. RefSeq names its product sterol carrier protein 2b (gene scp2b). Gene Ontology annotation, cellular component: cytosol. The record is from RefSeq and is a predicted model, not a curated record. Lineage: Eukaryota; Metazoa; Chordata; Actinopteri; Syngnathiformes; Syngnathidae.
GAUGUUGACACAUCGAGUCUGAAGUUCAGGAGGGGAGAACCGGAAGUGCGCUUAGCAAAAAAAAAAAAACAGCAAAGUUCAGCGACACCUUGCAGCUCUUUACAACCUACAGGAGCUUUUUUUGUUCCUUUAGCGCGCCAUAAAAUGCCUGAAAUAAACCCACCAAGGAUUCAGGCCGUGUGGAGCAGCGCCAGUGAUGGACUGGAAGGGUUCAAGGCUCACGCUGUGUUCCAGGAGAUCAACAAGAUGCUCCAGGAGGAAGGAGAAAAGUUUGUCAAGAAGAUCGGGGGCGUGUUUGCCUUCAAAGUGAAGGACGGUCCAAAUGGACAGGAGGCUACUUGGUUUGUGGACGUGAAGAACGGCAGCGGUUGUGUGCACAAUGACACAGCUAAGAAAGCCGAUUGCACCAUCUCCAUGUCUGACUCUGACUUAUUGGCCUUGUUGACGGGAAAGAUGAACCCUCAGACGGCCUUCUUCCAGGGCAAGCUGAAGAUCACAGGCAACAUGGGCCUGGCCAUGAAGCUCCAGAAUCUUCAGCUGCAGCCCGCCAAGGCCAAGCUGUAAAGCAAAGCUGACCCUGGAAGGACUCAAAGGUGAACUCUGUGGAGAAGUAGAAACACAUGUUUUCUAUUAGCCUCUUAUACUAAGUUCAGUCUAAUUUCGACAUUUCAUUGACAUGCCUUGUAAGAGGACACGUCAGCUGUUCAUUAAACUUUAGUGACUUUUAACAAUCACUGAUGAUGAUAACAAUAAUGAUGUAAAGGUUGUGCUCGUAGUGUGUUGGCCGUGUUAGCGCUCCGACGGAAGCUUUCAGACUGCCACGCUGUACUUGUGCUUGUGGCGUCCAGCAGCAAAUGUGUUUACUGGCGCUGACCCACUUUCUACUGCAGCUUUCAGUCAGCUCCACCUUUUCUGUGCUCACUCUGGGAUUACUGUUAUUGUAGCCUGCAGGGAUACUUUGGAUUUAUGUCAUCUCCCACACAGAUCUGUGUGUGUUGAACACAGGCCACAGUUGAAUUUGGAGCAUGUUGACAUUUGCUGUGUUUAUAACACCACUGGGACCACAAUGCUAUCACUUUCUUCAAUGUAUGACUUUGAAAGUGUCAUUUCCAGGUUCUCCACUAGGCAGCGCCACCACAUUCUACUGUAGCCACAGUGAUGCCACACUGAUGCCUCUGGUACACUGUGGUGGUCUCUAAUGUGGUUUUGAUUAUUGUAGGAAGAUAUCCUAACGACUAAUUUACCAGCUGAUCAUCCCUCUCAUCAUUAUCUGUUGAUAUGUGCCUCUAGUUACCGUGACGACCAGCUGCAGAUUUCAAUAAAUGUUUUUAAGAUUGA